This is a messenger RNA of Camellia sinensis, 1655 nucleotides long. The record is from RefSeq and is a predicted model, not a curated record. NCBI's taxonomy places the organism in Eukaryota, Viridiplantae, Streptophyta, Magnoliopsida, Ericales, Theaceae.
GAGGCGAAUGUAAACCAGUCAUUUUAUGGCUAAGAUCAACCUCAUUCGCUCUCCUUACCAAAACGCAACAACACCCCCAUUCCAUUUGUUACACUAAAAACAAGACCAAACCAAAAUGGCCAGCAGCACACAUCUUUACGACCACAUUUUCCGGCCAAUUCCCUGCGUCCGUCUCAGUUCCCGGCGACUCACCGCCACCAAACUCGCCGGACAUCCUCUCUCUCCUCCCGAACACUCCAAAGCUGCAAACUUUGCCAUCAAUAUCAAAACUGACCAAAAAUCGAAGUGGGUCGUUAGACUGAGCUUGGUGGAGCAAAGCCCACCAAAAUCAACGGUGGACGUGAAACGGCUGGUGGGUUCCUUGUACGAGGACCUUCCCCAUCUGUUUGAUGAUCAGGGAAUUGAUCGGACGGCGUACGAUGAACGGGUCAAGUUUCGGGACCCGAUUACAAAGCAUGAUAGCAUUAGUGGGUACCUCUUCAACAUUGCCCUCUUGAAGAAGCUAUUCAGUCCUGAUUUUGAGUUGCACUGGGUCAAACAGACAGGACCUUUUGAAAUAACCACAAGAUGGACUAUGACAAUGACGUUCAUUCUGCUGCCAUGGAAACCAGAAUUGGUUUUCACGGGGACUUCAGUUAUGGGCAUCAACCCUCAGACCGAGAAGUUUUGCAGCCACGUGGAUUAUUGGGAUUCUAUUAAAAACAAUAGCUAUUUUUCUUUAGAAGGUCUAUUGGAUGUAAUAAAGCAGCUGCGGAUUUACAAGACUCCAGACUUGGAAUCGCCCAAAUAUCAGAUACUGAAGAAGACUGCAGACUAUGAGGUUAGAAAGUACCCCCCAUUUAUUGUUGUAGAGACAAAUGGUGACAAGCUGUCCGGUUCAACUGGCUUUAAUGCAGUAGCUGGGUAUAUCUUUGGGAAGAAUUCUGCAAAAGAGAAGAUGCCCAUGACUACUCCUGUCUUCACUCAGACAUUUGACACUGAAAUGUCCAAAGUAUCCCUCCAAAUAGUUCUUCCGUCUGAGAAAGAAAUGAGCAGUUUGCCAGAUCCCAACGAAGAAGCAAUUAACUUGAGGAAAGUGGAAGGAGGCAUUGCUGCAGUAUCAAAGUUCAGUGGAAAGCCCACAGAGGAUGUUGUUAUUGAGAAAGAGAAAGCACUUCGCUCUAGUCUUAUUAGGGAUGGUCUCAGACCUAAAAUGGGUUGUUUGCUUGCUCGCUACAAUGAUCCUGGUCGGACGUGGAGCUUUAUGAUGGUCUCCCACGGUAUCCCCAAGUUUUUUGGACCCAGGACUAAUCCGCCGAGGAAGUUGCUGGGCGCAUAUGCGGGGUCUUCUCCCAAGGGGGUUUGCUGCAUCCACAAAGGCUCGAACUCGAGACUUUACUUAAGCGACCCAAGUCCCUUUCCAUUUGGACCAACUCUCAUUGGUGAUCAGGCACGUGACCAAGCUCAGAGUUGAGGACCUGGCAUCUCAGUUUUUGUCAGCCAACCUUUGUGCCUCCCGAAGAGGUUCCGGUUAAAGUCAAGUUUAGUGGCUGUAAAAUUAUGAAAAUAUAAGACUUGGUUCCUUUUGCUCCAUGAACAAGUUUUUAUGUACAUGAAGUGACGUGUAAAUAUUAUGUCUUUUGACGUCGCUCGUAUGUUUAUAAAAGUUUCAUGUA